Pediculus humanus corporis (human body louse) is the source of this 2631-nucleotide messenger RNA. Its product is annotated as nuclease domain-containing protein, putative. The transcript is spliced from 15 exons. Gene Ontology annotation, molecular function: RNA binding; nuclease activity. The record is from RefSeq and is a predicted model, not a curated record. Lineage: Eukaryota; Metazoa; Arthropoda; Insecta; Psocodea; Pediculidae. Bases 1 to 2631 code for a protein of 876 amino acids. Gene Ontology annotation, cellular component: RISC complex; nucleus; cytosol. Gene Ontology annotation, biological process: regulatory ncRNA-mediated gene silencing; mRNA catabolic process.
AUGAGUACUCCACAACCCCAGCCACCAAAAAAAUGGGUUGUUAAGCAGAUCCUUUCAGGAGAUUCAGUUCUUCUCCGCGAGGAACCCAAAGGUGGUCCACCACCUGAAAGACAAAUUGUGUUUUCUAAUAUUGUAGCACCUAAAUUGGCUCGUCCUGGACGCGGAGCUGGCAAGGAUAAUGUGGAAGAAACAAAAGAUGAGCCAUUUGCAUGGGAAACAAGAGAAUUUCUAAGAAAAAAAUUAAUUGGACAGGAGGUUACUGUUACUAUUGACAAAAAUCCUUCAGGAUCCACUGGAACAAGAGAUUAUGGCUUUCUUCAACUUGGAAAAGAAAAUAUUACCCAUUCAUUGAUAUCAGAAGGAUUGGUCAGUGUUAGAGAUGCAGUCGGAAACAGCAAAGAAGGUGCUGAAUUGAAAGCGCUCGAAGCAGCUGCUAAAGCUGCUAAAAAAGGAAAGUGGGAUCCAAAUGCAGAUCCUCAGAAACAUGUUAGAGACAUGAAAUGGAGCAUUGAUAAUAUGAGAGGAUAUUUGGAUAAACAUCAUAAGAAAAGAAUUCCAGCUAUAAUUGAACAUGUUCGUGAUGGAUCAACUGUCAAAGCACUUUUGCUUCCUGACUUUUGCACUGUUACUAUCAUGCUUACUGGAAUUAGGUGUCCAUCGAUAAAAUAUGACUCCAAUGGUCAAAUUGAUCCAUCUACGCCAGAUUUACUUUUGGCUCAAGAAGCAAAAUUUUUUGUUGAAAAACAUCUUUUGCAGCGGGAUGUUGAAGUAAUUCUUGAAUCCACUUCAAAUAAUAACUUUGUUGGAACUGUGCUCGUUCCCAAAAGAAAUAUCGCUGAAGGAUUGUUAAAGGAGGGUUAUGCUCACUGUGUUGAUUGGUCCAUGGCAUUUUUAACUUUUGGAGCUGAUAAAUUAAGAGCGGCUGAACGUUACGCUAAAGAAAACAGAAUAAGAAGAUGGAAAGAUUUUCAACCCAAAACUCCUUUGUUAAGUGGAAAAGAAAAAGAAUUCUCUGGCACGGUAGUUGAAGUUAUCAAUGGGGACGCAUUAAUGGUUAAAGUUGGAAAUGCACCACCCCGUAAGAUCUUUUUGUCAAGUAUAAGACCUCCAAGAGAAGCCGCCAAUAAAGCUGCAGAUGAAAACAAACCUCCAGCUCAUAAAACAAAAGUCGUGCGUCCACUUUACGACAUACCUUGGAUGUUUGAAGCUCGAGAAUUUCUAAGAAAGAAAUUGAUUGGUAAAAAAGUAAACGUUAUUGUUGACUAUAAACAACCUGCUGUUGAAAAUUUUCCCGAGAAAACAUGUUGCACAGUUAUGAUUGGUGGAACAAACGUUGCUGAAGCAUUGAUUAGUAAAGGUUUCGGAACAGUCGUACGAUACCGUCAAAAUGAUGAUCAAAGGUCUUCCCGGUAUGAUGAUCUUUUAGCUGCCGAAGCUAAAGCCUCUAAAGCAUCGAGAGGUGUUUUUGCUAAAAAAGAUAUACCUCAACAUAGAGUUAACGAUUUAUCUGCUGAUCCAGCGAGGGCCAAGCAAUUUUUAUCUUCGUUGCAAAGAAGUAUAAACUGUCCGAGAGGUUCACGUCCAGGAGCAAAAACAAAUAAUCAACAAGCACCAUCCAUGGUGCCCGGGGAACCGUAUGGUGAAGAAGCUCUUCAAUUCACUAAGGAAAAGUGUAUGCAAAAAGAAGUUGAAAUUCAAGUUGAAUACAUUGAUAAAGUCCGCGGAAACUUUAUCGGCUGGCUUUGGAUAGACGGUGUGAAUCUGUCUGUUGCCCUUGUUGAAGAAGGUUUAGCAUCCGUUCAUGGAUCAGCUGAGAAAUCCGAACACUACAGAGCAUUGAAAAUGGCUGAAGAUGCAGCUAAAGCCAGAAAAGAAAAGAUUUGGAAAGAUUACGUUGAAGAAGUUGAAAAAGAAGAAAAACCCGAAGAUGAGCCAAUGACGGAACGAAAAAUUGAUUAUCAAACUGUUGUUGUUGUUGAAGCCACAUCAGAUUUGAGAUUUUAUGCUCAAAUGGUUGACCAAGGGCCUAGAUUAGAAGUUUUAAUGAAUCAAAUCCGACAAGAAUUUCAAACGAAUCCUCCACUUCCAGGAGCCUACACACCUAAAAAGGGUGACAUUUGCGCUGCGAAAUUUGAAGAUGAUCAAUGGUACAGAGCCAAGGUUGAAAAAGUUACAAACAAGGAAGUGCAAAUAUUUUACAUCGAUUACGGGAACAAAGAAUCUACCACUCCUGCUCGUUGCGCUAAUCUUCCGUCUAAUUUCACAACUGAAAAGCCUUUUGCUCAUGAAUUUGGAUUAGCUUUUGUAAAGCUACCUUUGGAUGUUGAAUAUCAAGAAGAAGCCGUGAAAGCUUUCAAAGAAGAUGUCGAAGGAAAAACUUUAUUGCUAAACGUCGAAUACAAAAUUCAAAAAUUAGCCUAUGCAACUUUGACUUGUCCCAAAACAAAGGUUGACAUCGCCAAAGAACUUAUAACGGAUGGAUUAUUAUUGUUGGAUAGCCGCAGAGAAAAGAGACUGCAAAAAGUGGUGUCUGAAUAUCGCUCAGCACAGGAGGAAGCAAAAAAAGAUCAUCGAUUUAUUUGGCAGUAUGGUGACAUAACAGAAGAUGAUGCCAAAGAAUUCGGUCGUUAA